Molecule: messenger RNA, 1527 nt
Organism: Debaryomyces hansenii CBS767
Lineage: Eukaryota; Fungi; Ascomycota; Pichiomycetes; Serinales; Debaryomycetaceae
Exons: 1
Coding region: 1-1527 (508 amino acids)
Biological process (GO): acyl-CoA metabolic process
Cellular component (GO): mitochondrion
Molecular function (GO): fatty acyl-CoA hydrolase activity
Source: RefSeq, a predicted model, not a curated record
AUGCUCAAGACGUUGAUAAGACAAGGUCAUAGUAACAAGGCCGUUUCACGUAUGGUGUUAGGCCGUCCGAUGGCAUGCAGAUAUAAGGCCACCAACUUCCACAGACCAGACUCAGCAGGAUCGAACGAUGCAUCGCAAGCAGCAGAUGCAGCAGCUACGGUUUUAGCAGACCAAAAUGAUAUACAAAAGCUCCCAAAUAAGGCCACCUGGAUGGAUGCCUUGCGGGAAAGAGAAAAGCAAAAGGCAGCUGGAAAGACGUUGGACAGUUAUUCGUAUAUCAACCCUAAGACCACCGAAGUGGGUGAAAAAACCAGAAGUGAAUCGUUUUCGUAUUUGACGCUUCCAUUCAAGGACGAUAAGUGGUUGUGUGACUCUUACAUGAAUGCUUCUGGGAGAUUGAGAGCAGGACAGUUGUUCCAGGACUUGGAUGCGUUGGCUGGGAGAAUCGCCUACAGACACUGUUCGCCGGCCGAGCCUGUGAAUGUCACAGCAUCGGUGGAUCGUAUCUACAUGGUGAAGAAGGUGGAUGAGAUCCAGAACUAUAAUUUCGUGCUUGCUGGUGCCGUUACGUGGACUGGGAGGUCGUCGAUGGAGAUUUCCGUCAAGGGGUAUGCGUUCGAGGGCCCGAUCCCAGAGUCGAUCACAGAGGAAACCUUGCCAAUUGAAAAUGUGUUUUUGAGUGCCAAUUUCACUUUUGUUGCAAGAAACCCUAUUACCCACAAGUCGUUUGCCAUUAAUAGGUUACUUCCAGUGGUUGAAAAGGAGUGGCUCGACUACCGUAGAGCAGAAUCCCGUAAUGCCAAAAAGAAGUUGGCCGCUAAGACCCUGAAGGUGAUUGAACCAACGGAUGAAGAAAGCAAAUUAAUCCACGAAAUGUGGAAGUCCUCGAAGUCUUUGGAAGCUAAGAAGGACACCCCAAGAAACUUUUCAUUCAUGAAGGACACUAGUGUGUCGUCUACUUUAUACAUGCAACCACAAUACAGAAACAGACACUCGUAUAUGAUCUUUGGUGGUUACUUAUUAAGGCAGUCUUUUGAAUUGGCUUAUUGUGCAUCUGCUGCCUUUGCAAAGGCCGCUCCAAGAUUUGUGUCGUUAGAUUCCACCACUUUCAAAGCCCCUGUGCCAGUCGGCUCUGUUUUGUCUAUGACCGCUACUGUUUCUUACACCGAACACAUUCACGAAAAGGGUGUUCCAUACAACGAUACUCCUUUCGGGUUCUCGUUACCUGCAACUAAUAAAUUAUCAUCCAAUCCUGAAGCCUUCUUAUCAGAAUGUGGUACAUUGAUACAAGUUAGAGUCGACACUACUAUCAAGCAUUUAGAAAGUACCGAAGCUAAAGAAUCAGGCACUUUUAUCUACUCCUUCUUCCUUCCAAAGGACUCUAAGGACGAGGAAGUUGACUACUGCUCAAUUAUGCCUCAAACAUAUUCCGAAAUGAUGGAAUACGUCGAAGGUAGAAGAAGAGCUCAAGAUACUGCUAAUUUUGUUGACACUUUACCAGAUACAAGUGCAAAGCCUAAACUUUAA